Molecule: messenger RNA, 744 nt
Organism: Gossypium raimondii (Peruvian cotton)
Lineage: Eukaryota; Viridiplantae; Streptophyta; Magnoliopsida; Malvales; Malvaceae
Exons: 1
Coding region: 1-744 (247 amino acids)
Source: RefSeq, a predicted model, not a curated record
AUGUCGAAUGAACACGUGGAAGAUGUAGAUCAAGAAAUGUAUAUCAGAGAUAGAGAACUGGAUGAAACAGAAUCAGCUACACCGAGUGUAAAUCCAUUAGGUAACCAACCUAAUAUAGAACGGGAAAAUGUUAGAGACAGAGAUGACUCCCAUUUACUGAGAAUUAUAGCCGAUGCUUUGCAUCGAGUAGCGGGAACUGUACCUGCUACGACAUCUACUCCUACUAUUAGACGGGCCCCAAUCAAAGAAUUACGAAAAUACGGUGCUACUAAAUUUUUGGGUUUGAAGGGAAUUGAUCCAUCCACUGCAGAAAAUUGGAUGGAAUCAACUAAACGAGUUCUGCAGCAAUUAGAAUGUACCCCCCGAGAGAGCUUGAUCUGUGCUGUUUCUCUACUGCAAGGAGAAGCCUAUUUGUGGUGGGAAUCUGUAAUACGACAUCUACCUACAGAACAGGUGACAUGGGAUUUAUUUCAAAAAGAAUUUCAGAAGAAAUAUGUUGGGGAGCUGUAUAUUGAAGAUAAGAGGCAGGAGUUUUUGAUGUUGAAACAAGGUAACCUGUCUGUUGUAGAUUAUGAACGUGAAUUUUCCAGACUCAGCCGAUAUGCUUCUGAUUUUAUACCGACAGAGGCUGAUAGUUGUAAAAGGUUUCUUCGGGGUUUGAGAGAUGAGAUCAGGGUACAGCUAGUGUCACAUCGAAUUACAGAAUUUGUAGAUUUAGUAGAGAGAGCGAAGAUGGUUAAUUGA